This is a messenger RNA of Hevea brasiliensis (rubber tree), 2235 nucleotides long. Its product is annotated as protein NRT1/ PTR FAMILY 6.3. Gene Ontology annotation, molecular function: nitrate transmembrane transporter activity. Gene Ontology annotation, biological process: oligopeptide transport; response to nitrate; transmembrane transport. The transcript has 5 exons. The coding region runs from base 216 to 2054 and encodes 612 amino acids. The record is from RefSeq and is a predicted model, not a curated record. Gene Ontology annotation, cellular component: membrane. NCBI's taxonomy places the organism in Eukaryota, Viridiplantae, Streptophyta, Magnoliopsida, Malpighiales, Euphorbiaceae.
AAGAAUCAUUGAUGUCACUUUAGAAUAUAAUUUUUGGAGAAAGCGCAUUAUAUUUCAUUUGAUAUGAUAAACUGUAUGAUCCCUUUCUACUAUAGAUGGAAAUAGCAGUCGUUAAACCAUACAUCUUUAACCAUGCUUCCAAUUGCAAAGGUAUAUUUUAUACAUGUAAUUAAGGCACAGGUGUUAACAUAUGAGUAUUAUAUUCAUAUUUGAACAUGAUAAGGUCCCAAGCUCCCACUAUGAAAGCCCACAAUAAUUCCACAUCUAUCGUGCCACAGCUUUUUCCAUUCAGUCACUGGUAUCUCUCGUUUUACAAGCCCAAGACACGGCGACACCAAGUAAUAAUGGCUACUGAUCUCCCUCAAACGCUGGGCAAAACCCUCCCAGAUGCCUGGGACUACAAAGGCCGCCCAGCCGAGAGCUCCAAAACUGGCGGCUGGGGAAGUGCUGCCAUGAUUCUAGGGGGAGAGGCUUGUGAGAGGCUUACUACAUUAGGUAUCGUUGUUAAUCUGGUGACUUAUUUGACGGGUACUAUGCACCUGGGAAAUGCUACCUCUGCCACUACAGUCACCAACUUCCUUGGAACCUCUUUUAUGCUGUGUUUGCUUGGCGGCUUUAUCGCUGACACUUUUCUUGGAAGGUAUCUCACCAUCGCCAUCUUUGCCACCGUGCAAGCAAUGGGUAUCACAAUCUUGACCAUCUCAACCGCAAUCCCAAGCUUGAGGCCACCAAAAUGCGUAAACGACACCGGUUGCAUUCCUGCAAACAGCAAGCAAAUGACAAUUCUAUACUUAGCCCUAUACAUGUACGCCCUGGGCACCGGAGGUCUCAAAUCAAGUGUCUCGGGCUUUGGUUCGGAUCAAUUUUACGAGACAGACCAUAAAGAGAGAAAACAAAUGGCAAGCUUCUUCCAUUGGUUCUUCUUCUUGAUAAACAUUGGCUCACUGGGUGCAGUUACAGUUCUUGUAUACAUACAAGAUAAUAUAGGGAGAAGGUGGGGGUAUGGCAUAUGUGCUUGUGCUAUUGUGCUAGGCCUAAUCGUGUACCUAUCAGGCACAAGGCGAUACCGGUUCAAGAAAUUGGUAGGUAGUCCAUUGACACAGAUUGCCACUGUGUUUGCGGCUGCUUGGAGGAAAAGUCACUUGGAAAUGCCUUCAGAUCCAUCAUUUCUUUACGAUGUUGAUGUUAUUGAAGGGGGACACAAGAAGAAGCAACAACUUCCCCACAGCAAUCAAUUCCGUUUCCUGGAUAGAGCAGCCAUGAAGGAUCCAGAAAUCAACGUGGUGAACAAGUGGAAUCUAGCAACUCUAACAGACGUUGAGGAAGUGAAAAUGGUGCUUAGAAUGUUACCCAUUUGGGCUACCACUAUUAUGUUUUGGACGGUGUAUGCCCAAAUGACUACAUUUUCUGUGUCACAAGCAACUACCAUGGACCGUCACAUUGGAAAAUCUUUCCAAAUACCUGCAGCCUCCCUAACAGUGCUCUUUGUUGGUAGCAUUCUCUUGACCGUGCCAGUUUAUGACAGGCUUAUAGUUCCUGUUGCUAAAAAAGUUCUCAAGAAACAACAUGGGCUAACCCCCUUGCAACGCAUAGCUGUGGGUUUGGUCUUCUCCAUUAUUGCAAUGAUAGCGGCAGCACUCUGUGAAUUAAAGAGGUUGAGAGCCGCAAGAUCACAUGGUUUGACCAACGAUCCAACGGCUGAGAUCCCAUUAAGUGUGUUCUGGCUGGUCCCUCAGUUUUUCUUUGUGGGUUCUGGUGAAGCAUUUACAUAUAUUGGGCAGCUUGAUUUCUUCCUAAGGGAGUGCCCUAAAGGAAUGAAGACAAUGAGCACAGGGCUGUUUUUGAGCACUCUUUCACUAGGAUUUUUCUUUAGCUCUUUGUUGGUUACUGUAGUGCACAAGGUGACAGGACACAAGCCAUGGCUAGCAGAUAAUCUGAACCAAGGGAAGCUUUAUGAUUUCUACUGGCUAUUGGUCAUUUUGAGUGCUUUGAAUUUUGUUAUAUUUUUGGCUUGUGCUAAAUGGUAUGUCUACAAGGACAAGAGACUUAGCUGAGGUAGGCAUUGAACUGAAGGAACUUGAUGAGCAUGCAAUGCACUGAAGGAAUUUUUUUUUUUUUUGGACAAGACUUUUGCUUUCAAUAAUUUUGUAUCUACCAAGUGUAUGAAUAGAAGCAAAAGAUGAACAAGAUGUUUAACUUUUUGAUAAAGCAAAAAUAAAGAAAUAUAUUUGUAUA